GGCUGUUAAACAUCUGUAAAACAUUUGUUCUCUCUGAGAUAAGUUUUCCUUGUUCAACUCUGUGCCGCCACUGCGGGCGUGUAAAGCAUAACAGUCUGUUUCUGGCCAGCACUCAGAGCUGAGAGGAGCGUUUGUGGUGCGGCACUAAAACGGUUUAUUUACGGUGGAUUUUAAGUGGUUUUCCCCUCCAAAGUAUUAUGGAUGCGAGAAGGGUUUGCUGGAUGUUUUGUCUUCUUCUGCUGGCACACUGCACACAGCAGCAGACAGCACCAAAGAAAAGAAAUGGCAAGAAAGACUCUUCAAACAAUGCUGCAAUUGAGGAACUGAAGAAACAGGUCAAUGACAUCCUUCUGGAGCUGAAUUUGUUGAAAGAGCAGCAAGCUUUGCAAACAGUGUGUCUGAAAGGAACCAAGAUCCUCGGCAAGUGUUUCCUGGCUAAUCCAGUGAAGAAGAACUUCCACGCAGCCAGCGAUGACUGCAUCGCCAAGGGAGGCACCCUGGGCACUCCUCUGACAGGAGACGAGAACGACCAGCUCUACAGCUACGUCCGCCAGAGCAUCGGCCCAGAGGAGCACAUCUGGCUGGGCAUCAAUGACAUGGUGACCGAAGGCCAGUGGGUGGACCAGUCAGGAUCCGGUGUGCGCUUCAAGAACUGGGAGACAGAGAUCACCCUGCAGCCAGACGGAGGGCGCAGUCACAACUGUGCCAUACUGUCCACUACAGCCAAUGGGAAAUGGUUUGAUGAGAGCUGCCGAGCUGAAAAGGCAUCCGUGUGUGAGUUCAAUAUAGUCUGAAACCUUCUUUCUGACAUUUACACCCAUCUGUGCAGAUAAACACUGCUUGCAGAAAAGACAGCCAUCAGGUACAUUCAGCAAUACAUUAAAAUGAAUAAUGUGCUGCAUCUUUCUUAAGCUCACAUUUUCUUGACCAAGCCAUUCAGAUGUUGAUCCAUAUCCGA
Scomber japonicus (chub mackerel) is the source of this 958-nucleotide messenger RNA. RefSeq names its product C-type lectin domain family 3, member Ba (gene clec3ba). The record is from RefSeq and is a predicted model, not a curated record. Bases 198 to 794 code for a protein of 198 amino acids. NCBI's taxonomy places the organism in Eukaryota, Metazoa, Chordata, Actinopteri, Scombriformes, Scombridae. Gene Ontology annotation, biological process: bone mineralization; ossification. The transcript has 3 exons.